Cololabis saira (Pacific saury) is the source of this 4053-nucleotide messenger RNA. RefSeq names its product tudor domain-containing 6-like. The transcript is spliced from 2 exons. Lineage: Eukaryota; Metazoa; Chordata; Actinopteri; Beloniformes; Belonidae. The record is from RefSeq and is a predicted model, not a curated record. The coding region runs from base 1 to 4026 and encodes 1341 amino acids.
AUGUGUUCAAUUCCUGGUCUCCCAACACCCGGAUCACAAGUAUACGUUCUCAUCGCAAGAGUCAAUCUAAAUCCGACUCGAGGCCUGCUGGAAUUAUGGGUAAACUUGGACGAUGAAAGGAAAGACAUUCAUGACAAGAUGAGAGGGGACAUUCAGACCCCCCAGAGGAAGUUUUCCGCCUCCGAAGGAACGCUGGGCGACCUCUGCCUGGUCUGCAUCAGCGACACGUGGCACCGAGCCAGAAUCCUCUCGGCCGAGAGCGACACUUGCAGCGUUUCUCUGAUCGACCAGGGCCAGCCCCACGUCGCCACUCGAGACGCUCUGGCGUGGGGCCCGUCAGAGAGUUUCCUCCCCCCACCCGAGACCGAGUCCUGCAUCCUCGCAAACGUCCUCCUCCUCAAGAACGAGUUGCCUGAAAGAGUCGCAAAGUUUCUGGGUUUCCUGCCCGGCAAGCGGAUCAGGGGGCUGGUUCACCACGUGCUGAUGCCCGACAGGAUCAUCCUCCUCGAGAUACCGUUUCUUUGCAAAUACAUGUGCAAGAUCGGUGCCGCAGAGGAGAUCGAUGUGGGCAAAUUUAAAGCAUAUGUGCAAAACUAUCUGCAUGCGGUCAAAGGAGACCCUGCCGAGGUCUCUGGUUUAACCAAGGAACCGAAUCUGGAUCCUAGUCGUCAACUCGUCCGCUACUUCUACCCCGAGCUGUCGACCGGCACCUUUGAAAACGUUAACGUAACCAAUGUAACUGAUCCAGAGAACAUCUUUUGCGAGCUCCUAAUUUUUUCCAAGGCAAUGAAGCUGCUGUCCGAUCAGCUCCGCCAGCACUACGAGGAGAGUUCGGUCCUCGAAGACGUUCACCCGCGGCGCCGUGGGGAUCCGUGCGCUGCCAGUGGGAGCGACGGCAGGUGGCGCCGCUCUCUACUCGAGCAAGACGUCGCGAGCGACGACUGCGUCGUGGGGGUCUUCCACGUGGACGAAGGACGAGCCGAGUCCGUGAACAUCGGAGACGUGAGACCGUUGCCGGGGAUGUUCAUAAGGAUGCCGGUCGUCACGUAUCUCUGCUCGCUGAGCGGAUUGAAAGCAACCGGACGAGAGUGGACCGCGGACGAGACGGAUCUCUUGAAAUCGCUGCUCCUGAAUCAGACUGUCACGGCGAAAUUCGACCAUUACGAUCAACUCCGAGGCGUCUACCAGGCGACGCUCUAUGCAGCCGACGGUUCGUGCAUCAACGAUGUUUUCCUCAACAAUGUGGAACAAGAUCCAACCGUCAACGACGAGCCCCUGUUCCUGGGAAGCAAGCUAAUCAUGGAUUUACAUCACCGAGGCACCGAAGCUGAAGGUUUACUGGGACAAAGCCGAGCGUUCGCUGUGGGGACGAGUGUCGGCGUGAACGUCUCCAGCAUCGAAAGUCUGCAGAGGUUCUGGUGCCAAACGACGGAGAGCGCUGACUCUCUGGACCGCCUCACACAGGACCUGCAGAACCACUACGCUACAUCAGCUCAUCCUCAACCUCUAGUCAACUCCAUCUAUGCCGCUCGUAACCCCGACGACGGCAUGUGGUGCAGGGCCAAGAUCAUCGUGGGUCCCGAGUCCCCCCUCGUGGAUCUGAGAUUCAUCGAUUGUGGUCGAACCGGGACGGUCCCCCUGCGAGACCUUCGCCUACUGGACCCGGCUUUCCUGAAGCUGGAUCCGCAGGCGGUUCAGUGUUGCCUGUUCGGUCGGAGGAAUCCCACCGACGACUCCGCCACCGCUCGGGCCGAUGAUGAAGUGGCCAAAUUUCGGAGGUUUGUGGAGUCCAGCGUGUCGUCGGGGAUCGGGUUGAAAUGCGUCAUCAAAGACGUGACGUCUGACGGCGACGGCCGGGAGCUCAAGGUGGUGGACAUUGAAUCUGGGUCGGAGAGUGCGUGCCGACUCCUGGAGUCCGAGGACAUGCGGCAAGUCCUGUCGGACGGUUACGACUACGCCACUAGCAAUAUUGACGUGGGUGACAAAGAAAAAGUCUUGGUUACCUCGUCGGAGAAUUUUGGGCUGUUCUACUGCCAACUCUGCAGGAAUUCACGCUUGGUCGAGAAGAUAAAAAGUGACGUUGCAGAACUCGUAGCUCGGCCUCGGAGCUCGGAUCGUCCCCUUGGACUCGGCAGCGCUUGCUUGGUCCGGUACGAUGACGACGAGUGGUACAGAGGUCGAGUUGUAGAAGUAUCCCCAAAACCUAGAGUGCACCUGGUGGACUACGGAGACACCCUGGUGGUGGACGAAGCAGACGUUCGCCCCUUUCCUCCUGAAGUGAGCAACGUCAGAUCCGUUCCCGUGCAGGCGGUUCCACUCGGUCUCUUCAAGGUCCCUGCAGAGACGCACCGGAAACUCAACCAGUGGUUCAUGGACCAUGCUGUCGGACACACUUUUACGAUGUCCGUCGCAGCGAAAGGGGAAGGAGGGACGCUGCUCGUCGAACUGUUCGACAGAUCCGUAAAUGUAAACGUGUUAGCCAGAAAGGAAAUCUCAAAAGUCCACAACGACUGUGGUUUUAUCCCGCAGGUCUCCAAAAACCCGCCAGAAACUGAAGACUGCUCAGAACGAGACCUCGCCGUACCAUUGAAGCUGGAAGGAACGAGCCCUCCUCGUCAUGUCCUUGAACAAGAGUCGCUCGUCAUCGACGUAGAAAAAGCAUCUUCAGCUGUCAUUCUUGAGCACGAAGAGACUUCCUCCGAGGAUUCCCCCUCCUCCCGCCACUACUCGUGGCCGAACAUUUCUGGAACCAGAACCACAGACGUGUACGCCUCCUGCAUCGUUGGGCCAGAGUACUUCUGGUGCCAGUACUCCAACCAGCCGGACCUCGCCGUGGUGUCCAGGCUGGCCCAGGAGGCGGGGCAGACGCCCGGCGAGGCGGCUCCUCCCGAGCCGCUGGAGCCCGGCAGUCCUUGCCUCGCUCGGUUCUCCGGCGAUGACCAGUGGUACAGGGCUCAGGUUCUCCAAAAGACCGACGUCGGAGUCCACGUUCUGUUCGUCGACUACGGAAAUGAGUCUGAUAUCGACAUCGGCAACGUGAAGUCGAUGCCACCGAGCCUGCUGGGGAUGGCACCUCAGGCGUUUUUGUGCCGUUUGAGCGGCUACGACGAGUCCGAGGGCUCCUGGGGUGACGAAGUUUACGACGACUUCUACAACGUCUUGGUCGACAAGCUCCACAGGGUGACUGUCCUCGAUAGGGAACGCGGUGCCGAGGGUCCGGUUCCCCAAUAUAAAGUGAAAAUGGUACGUGGUGAUGUCGUCAUUAAUGACCUGAUGCAGAAACACUGGAAACCUUCUUCAGGAGACGGUUCUGAACCUGAAACAGAAAGCCUGCCUCCGGUUAUUCCCGCUGAAGACGACGGAAACCCUUCGGAGGAGGAUGCAGGUACUUGCUCGCCCAAGAGGGGUGAUCACUUCCAAGCGGUGUACGCUACUUGCAUUGCCGAGCCGUGUUACUUCUGGUGUCAGCUCGCCAACGAGGAGGACCUACACCAGGUUUCUCAGCUCGCCCAAGAGGCUGGACGGGCGCCACAGGACGAGACCUUCCUCCAGAACCUCGGCAGUCGAUGCCUCGCUCUGUUCCCCAGCGACAACCAGUGGUACCGGGCUCGGGUAGUCGGGAAAACCCAAAACAACCUGCAGGUUGUGUUCGUCGACUACGGGAAUGAGUCUGAGGUGGACUUGGACGGCGUGAGGCCGUUGACUCAGAGCCUGCUGGAGAUGAGUCCUCGGGCCCUUCUGUGCCGGCUGAACGGGUUCGAUGAGUCCAAGGGCUCCUGGGACGACAAGGCCUACGAUGAUUUCUACAGCUUGCUGGUGGACAAGCCACUCGGCCUGACGGUGGUCGGCGUGGGCAAACACCCAGAGAUUGGAGUUCCUCACUAUGAAGUUGAAAUCGAAUGUGACGGAACGGUUGUGAACGCAGUGAUGGAGAAACACUGGAACGCAGUGGACACCAGUGAUGUCACUUUGGACCCAACUUGCCAGCACAAAACUGGGACCAUGGAGGAGAAUUUGGGGAUUUAAAAUCAUGAUUUCCUCAAUGAUGGGAAG